Molecule: messenger RNA, 1890 nt
Organism: Cicer arietinum (chickpea)
Lineage: Eukaryota; Viridiplantae; Streptophyta; Magnoliopsida; Fabales; Fabaceae
Product: mannose-6-phosphate isomerase 1-like
Biological process (GO): carbohydrate metabolic process; GDP-mannose biosynthetic process
Cellular component (GO): cytosol
Molecular function (GO): mannose-6-phosphate isomerase activity; zinc ion binding
Source: RefSeq, a predicted model, not a curated record
ACCCAAAAACAUUAAAAGUAAAAAAAUAAAAUUGGUACAGCAACCAUCAGUUUGAGACAACAAUCUCGAAGUAUGCUAAGAACUAAGAAGUUUCAUAUAUUUGGUGAAAUUAGAUUAACGUUUGUGUCUUCGUGCAUGAAAUUUCUCAUCAACAACAAACCGUGAAGAACAAGAUAAGAAGAUCACAAAGAAAAAGAAGAAGAAGACACAAUUUACCUCUUCCCUUUUUUAUUCUCUUACGCAAUCUUUCUCUCUCUAAACCCUUUCUCUCUCUAAAAAUUUCCCUCUCUAAAAAUUUCCCUCUCUUUACUCACCCUUCAAAUACAACCACAAUGACUCAAUCUCAAUUCUCAAUUUGCUUUCUCUAAUAAAAAAUACACAAAAUGGAAGAUUCAAUUUCAAAUGGUUCAAAUCACCAAUAUUCUCUUCAAAGGCUUCAUUUUUCAGUGAAGAAUUACGAUUGGGGUUUACCAGGUCAACUUUCACAGGUUGCAAGACUCUCUGAACUCAAUUCUGGUUCUCAAUUCGAUCCAAUUAAGCCUUAUGCUGAACUUUGGAUUGGUACUCACGAUUCAGGUCCUUCUUUUCUUGUCUCUGAUAAUGAUGGAAAAAGUGUUACUCUCAAGGAUUGGAUUUCAGAUAACCCUGGUUUUUUGCUUGGUCAUAAAGUUGUUCAGAAAUGGGGCUCUGAUCUGCCUUUUUUGUUCAAGGUACUGUCUGUGGGGAAGGCUUUAUCUAUACAAGCUCACCCUGAUAAGGAGUUGGCUAGGACACUGCAUAAAUUGCUGCCUGAUGUUUAUAAGGAUGGGAAUCAUAAACCUGAGAUGGCUCUUGCUAUCACACAUUUCGAGGCUCUUUGUGGAUUUAUCACUCUUAAGGAGCUUAAGGCUGUGCUUCAUACCGUUCCCGAAGUUGUCGAACUGGUUGGUGCUGCAAACGCAAACCUUAUCUUACAAACUAGUGAUCUGAAUGGUGAAGUGAAGGUUAAACCUGUUCUACAGGCAGUGUUCACACACCUCAUGUCAGCUAGUAAAGAGAUAGUAACUGAUGCAGUAAACAGAUUGAAAAAUCGAUUGCAUAGGGAAAGCGAGGUGAGGCAGUUGACGGAAAAGGAGCAGCUGGUGCUGCAGUUGGAAAAUCAAUACCCGUCUGAUAUAGGUGUGAUAGCGGCUUUCUUUUUAAACCAUGUAAAACUCAGUCCUGGCGAGGCGUUGUUCCUAGGGGCGAACGAACCACAUGCAUAUUUAUCCGGAGAGUGUGUUGAAUGCAUGGCAACUUCUGACAAUGUUGUGCGAGCUGGCCUGACUCCCAAACACAGAGAUGUCCCGACUCUUUGUUCCAUGCUCACAUACAAGCAGGGUUUUCCUGAGAUUUUGCGAGGAGUUUCUAUGAAUCCAUAUGUAAAUAAAUACAUCCCUCCAUUCGAGGAAUUCGAAAUUGAUCGAUGUAUUCUCCCGAAAGGGGAAAGAAUCGUGUUCCCGGCUGUUCCGGGUCCUUCCAUCUUUUUGGUCACGGCCGGAGAAGGAGUGAUGAGCACAGGAUCGCCUAAAGUAUAUGCAAUCACCGAAGGUGAUGUUCUUUUCGCCGCUGCUUACACCGAGAUUAGCGUUGUGAGCGAAUCCGAGUUGCAUCUGUACAGAACAGGGAUUAAUAGCAAUUUUUUUAAAGAUUCUUAAGUUUAGCAAGUGCUUUAUUAAUUAUUAAUUAUUAAUUAUUAAUUAUUUUUGUCAUAUGACAGUCCAAUAAUGCAAUUAUGUGUUGUUAUAUGUAAUAGCAGCAGUUUAGUGUAUACAUGUAACAUUAAUAAUAUCACAUAGAGGCUGAGAUAAAAGUUCAUUGUAGUUGUAUUCCUUUUUUAGUUGUAUUCUUAAUCAUCAUUUAUUAUUUAUA